UCCUCCUCCCUCCUCCCUCCUCCUCCUCGACCCCCUCCCCUCGGGCGGUGGGUGUGGCGUGUGGGCCGGGCCAGGCGACGCCCCCGCCCCUCCCCUCGCGGAGGGGACUGGACCGGCGCGCUGCAGAUUAGGGGGGGCCAGAGGCGCCUGACAGCGAUCGGCGCCGGAGGGUCCCUGGGGGUCCCCGCCGUCCUUUGGGAGAGGCUCCCCCCGCCAGAGGGCCCGGCUCGGUGGGCAGGAGGCGCCAGGGCCUUUUCAAGAUUCUGAUUUUUACCGCCUGCAACGUCGAGACCCAUCAGUGCGAGAACGAUGCCAAUCCUAAGGAGCAGCUUGGGGUCCCCCGACCACGCUAUAGCGCACGAGCUUUCUGGCAUGCACGAAACCGUAUUUUCCAGCGAAAUACUGCCUUCCGACCUGAACUCGACGGACGCCGUCGUGAAGAGCGGGCACCGGGACUCCCUGUACCUCAGCGCCGCCCACAUUUUUCAAAGCGUUCGUAACGAAAAACCUCACGAUAAAAUCCUGGUGAAAUACGGCACCGGGCCGUUGCCAUCCCUUCCGGAUUUCAAAGACGAGGAAUUCCAGCGUUUGUCCUACGAGCUGGCGUUCAACGCUCUGAAAUAUCAAGAUGUGCUGGAAUAUAUGUUGAUAGACAGCGGCGUUUACCCACUGCAGUCAAUAUCAGAUGACCUGACCAGCUUAGUGGUGGUGGUGCUCUACGACCUUCAGGACCGGAAGUUUGAAGCUCGCUCGGUUCCCGAGGACGAAGAAAGCAUAGCAGAAGUUCAAGAAGUGGAACGUUAUCUAUGCAGUUUUAAGACCAAACUCGCCGCUGCGCUAGCCCGAUGCCGAAUCAAGCAUGAUGCUCUAACCAUUGAGCACAUCCUGCCGGAAACAAUUCGGAGACAAGAGCAGAGGGCUUCAAACCUGCCACUGUACGCCUGGGUGAACACCUUGAAAAUCAGUCUUGAAGAAGUCCAUAGCUUCUUGCAGAAGGAAGGCUUCAUGAAAGUAGCGUCCAUUUCGGAUUUUGAUGGUUACACCUAUUGCCCGGAUAAGCACUGUGAGGAUGGGCUCAUUUUCCCGUCUUCUCUUAAAGAAAAACUCCUGAUCUCGGAACUGUAUACUGAUCACAAACUGCUGUUGCAAGAUAACUCCCGGAGUCUGGCGGUACAUUCGGUGAAAGCCCUGCUGAAUAUGGACGAUGACAUUUUAAUUGCCCAAAUGGGGUCCUGGCUCACUGUGGCCCAUGUGUCGGUGCUGACCAAUCAGGACACUUCCCGGGUGUUCGUAUGCGGAGUGAAGUCUGCGGCCAGAGAAGCUGAAUUGAAGGAUCUCUUUGCACGCAUGGAGUGUAAAAAUAUCGAGCUGCUCCACGAGGACUUUGCCAACGUGGAGCCCGCUUGCGCCAAGCUGCAGAAAGUGAAAGUGGUCCUGCUCCUGCCUCGCUGUUCCGGCCUGGGGGUCAGCAAUCCCAUCGAAUUCAUUUUGGAGGAGCAUGAAGAUGCAGAGUUACUCAGAGACCUCUCUCAAGGGUCGGUCGCCGAAGACAAACUAAGCACCCUUGCUCAACAGCAGCUGAAAGAGCUGACCCACGCACUGCAGUUUCCUAAAGUCCAAGCUCUGGUCUACUGCACCUGCUCGGUGUACCCGGAGGAAAACGAAGCGGUGGUGAACAAAGCCUUGGCAUCUGGAGCGGAAGGAGCAAAGGCCCAGCCGUACAAGCUUUGCCCGCCAGUUCUUCCUUUGUGUUCUAAGUUGGAAGUCAACACCUCUGAACAGAACUUCUUUCAUCUGGAGCCCUCCGAUAUUUCAAACAGCUGCUUUAUUGCUGUCUUAAGCCGAGAGCGAGAUCCAUCCGAAUCCGUGUCAGUGAAAGACGUUUUGGCCCGCGCCGCAGCCAAAGGCCUGCUGGAUGGGAUCGACCUGGCAAAGCCGUCCAAGAGAGAAGAGAAGAAGAAGAAGAAGCAGAGGGCCGCCCAGUCCAAGAAUCCGAUCAAAGAGGCCGUCAUGCAGUCUCGCAUUCAGGAGUUCCUGGAACGAGAGAUGAAAUCUGGAAUGACGGAGACCAGCUCUGCCGUACCGAGCGUGGCUGCCAGUAACUCGCAGGUGAUGGGCCAAACCAGUGAGCCCGUCGCCUUGAAGAAAGCCAGUAACCCUCUUUCCAAUUCAUCUCUGCCCGCGAUGGCGAAAAAUAACCUCACCUCCGCCACCUCCACCCUGCAAAGAGUGUUGGAGAAGCAACGGAACGCCGCCAAGCCCAAGAACGACGAUCGCGUCAUGAUUUUGAAGCCGGUCGAGAUUGUUCUGCCCCCGGUGAUGAUGCCGUAUUUCAACCCUCAAGGGAACAGGGCCCAGAUUUCAACCAAUCACUGUUACUAUCGUUGGAUUGGAGCAAAACACGGGACCCUGAGCCCUUCAGCCUCCAAAAGACUGCUUAAGUCGAAAGAGCCUUCCCCGUCUACGAUGACCAAGCAGUCCCGUCCGUGGCUUUGAAGUGGGCGCCAUCUUGGUUUCUUACUAUUUUUUAUUUUUCUCGGAAUUUAAGACCGAUGUUCAUUUAUUUAACGGUCAGCUCCUGAAUAUCGUUUGGGCCCUUAAACGAUAAGCCGCAAAGUGCUUUUAGAAAGAAAAUUUUAAACGCGGAUCUCUUUUUGACGUUCUUUUCUAUUACAAACGAGCUGUUUUUGCAAAGCUGGGUUUUUAUGAUGAUGAUGAUGUCAUGCUUGCAUCCAGUUUCGAAUGUCAAAAAAAAAAAAGCACACCUGGAUUAUGCAGAACAUUGGAGGAAACUUUAUAAAGGUUGAUGCGGGCUAUCGCUUAAUUAGUUUUUUAAAGCCGCCACAGACGCGCUUGGUCUGAAUGUAUUUGAAGCGGCUGAGUUUUAAGGCGAACCGUUACAUGUAAAUGAAAAGGGGGGGGGAGGCUACAUAAGUAGAAAAAAAAGAGGCUACGUUUUUAUCCCUGAUAUAUUUCAGAUCGUUUUUUCUUGGGAAUUGGGAAUGCAUUCCCUUUUUCCGCCUUUAGAAGGUCCGGUCUGCCCUUCAGCGUGAUCUCUGUAGACGUCUGCUUGCUUCAAAGCCUGCUCUUAAGAAAGAAUAGCACUUUGAAAGUAUAAAUUUGCUUUGAAAGAGAAAUUGUAACUACACGAAAGAAAGUAAAAACAUUUAGGCAAGGGAUUUUCCUUAUUAACAUGCUUUCAUUUUGGCUUCCAACGUGACACCAGACUUCAUUAGCAACUCAGUAUAAAUCAUCAAGUUUUUAUGCCGUACGGUUAACUGGAAACUGAGCAUAUUAAACAAUUCCUGAUUAAUUAUUUCCUUUGCUUUCUUCUUUUUAAAAAAAAAAAAAAA
Molecule: messenger RNA, 3353 nt
Organism: Crotalus tigris (Tiger rattlesnake)
Lineage: Eukaryota; Metazoa; Chordata; Lepidosauria; Squamata; Viperidae
Gene: NSUN7
Product: NOP2/Sun RNA methyltransferase family member 7
Exons: 12
Coding region: 310-2496 (728 amino acids)
Molecular function (GO): methyltransferase activity
Source: RefSeq, a predicted model, not a curated record